Molecule: messenger RNA, 2953 nt
Organism: Seriola aureovittata
Lineage: Eukaryota; Metazoa; Chordata; Actinopteri; Carangiformes; Carangidae
Gene: samd1b
Product: sterile alpha motif domain containing 1b
Exons: 7
Coding region: 489-2477 (662 amino acids)
Molecular function (GO): DNA binding; protein binding
Source: RefSeq, a predicted model, not a curated record
GAGUUUUGUACCGGAGGUCACAUAUCCAUCACAGCCGCCUGAUACGUAGUGGAGCCGUGGGCUACAUCCACCCAUCUGUUGGGUUUGUGACUGAUUCGCCAUAACGCUUAAAAACACGACAAUAACUGACAAUACGCACUGUCCGGACUGCGCACUCGUCUUAAUCCCGGUUAAAAUCGAGUAUUUUAAAGUGUGGGGUGCUCAGGUCGAGACCGCGAACAAAGAACAUCUGCGAUGCGCUAGAACAGAGUCAAUUCCACCUUAAAUGCCAUUACAUUUGCGUCUGUGGCGGAGACCUAGGCGCCAUCUUCGGUCUACCUUAAGCGCACAAUGUGGCCAACGAACGCAAGCGUACCAGUCAGGCUUCCGUCCUCAUUCUCCUGCCGGGGAUCGCACUCUUGCUUCCCAGCUUUGACACAGCGUCACUUGUGAAACAACAGAGGAAAAGACGCACUCGGGCCAAACCCCAUCCGCACCAGCAGGAGAAGAUGUCCGAGCCCAAUAAGUACCGAGAGUGGAUCCUGGAAACAAUCGACUCUCUCCGCUCGAGGAAAGCCCGUCCGGAUCUGGAGAGGAUUUGUCGAAUGGUCCGGAGACGACACGGGUCAGACCCGGACCGAACCAGGACAGAACUGGAAAAACUGAUUCAAGAGCAGACGGUGCUCAAAGUUAGCUACAAGGGGUCCAUAUCGUACCGAAACGCGGCCAAGGUGCAGAGGAAAAGCAGAAAGAAGAGUGAGUUUACGGCGGCUGGCAGCAGCAGCAGCAGCAGCAGCAGCAGCGCGGAGGCAGCGAGGGAGCGGACCAAACACGACCAUCUGAACAACAACGGCGACAGUGCGCACAGCUUCACCGACCAGGAGGAAGGAGAGGAGGACUCGGAGCCCAGCCCCGAUCCCCACACUCAAACAUCAGCCAGCACCGCUGGCAAGAAGCUCAAGCCUGCCUCCAGCCGAAGUAGCGGAAACGGGUGCCUCAGUUGUGGCGCAACAACGGGCUGCGCUGUCGGGAGCGGCUGUAAAGAGGAGAAAGCAAGUGCACCGAGAGACAAGGGAUUAGGACAGCAGGGAGUGGGGGGGUGCCCGUCGCCCGGUCUCGGCAACAGAACAAGCGCACACGACGCCGGUGAUGGCAGCAGGACAACACCGAACAAAACCGAUGCACUUCGCGGAGGAAAGGAGGCUGCUCUGUCCGGAGCUGACACCCAGAACAAAACUUGCUCUGGGAGCGUCAGCAGCCUCCCUCCACAGCAGAAGCCGACCGAGCCCCUCAAACCCAAACUUCGAGUCGGGGGAGGGAGCACCAAAACAACAGGGAACCACGCCAAUCCCGACCUGGGCGACAGAUUGGUGGCUUCUGUUCGCAGCCUGUCCGAGAGGAGCCUCCGCGGGGGCUCCGCCGCCACGACCAGAGGCCACAUGAAGCCGCUCGGGCUGAAGGAGAUUUUGGGCUAUCUGAGCAGCCAGGAGCGGCUGUCGGAGGAGAAGCUGACCCGAGGCAAAGUCAAAGUGGUCAUGGAGAGAGAGGUGGCGAGAGGCAGGCUGCGCAGGACCCGCUGCGGGAACAUUACUCUUCCUCUGAGGGGGAUGGUGGUGGAGGAGCCGAUGCCGAAGAAUGCGUCCGCUGACAGACUUGUAAAGAGCGCACUGCAGGACAAGCAGACGGUGAAAAAGCCACCGCCCUCCCCCCCUGCCCAAGCGAAUGAGCCAAUGGAAACACGCAGUGAAGAAGAGGAACGGGAAGAGAAUGAGGAAGAGGAGGAGGAGCAGGAGGAUGAUCCCCGGAGUUCUGAUGAGGAGGGAGGACUAUCCCCGGUAGCCAUGACAACUGAACCAGAGCUCAUUGAGAAAACCACAGAAGAUGCCGAGAUCCAGACAGCAUCAAAGCAGGAGAGCCCCCAUCAGCAGCAGCAGCAGCAGCAUGGUGGCAAAGGGAUGGAUUCACCGACCCGGACACAAUCCACACCCGUUCAGGGAGUUCCACUGUCACAGUGUAACAGUGCGCACUUGGAGGAGAGAGCUGUCGUCCCAGAUCAGCUACAUAAGGCAGCACAAAAUCAGCUGCAGCAUGACGGAAUCAACCACUCCUCCUCGGGCUUUAACAACUUGGAGUGUAAGACAGAGGUUGGCGUGUCAUCCUGCCUGCUCACACCCACUGCUUCCCCGAGAGACUCUGGCCUGCCUGAAGAGCGAGGGAUAAAUGGACUUAGCAGUGGAGGGUUUAUGAAGUCUGAGGGGGCCAGUGGGAGCCCAGUGGACUGGACAGUAUCUGAUGUGGUCAGUUAUUUCACAGCAGCAGGUUUCCCUGAGCAGGCUGCUGCCUUCAGGACCCAGGAAAUCGAUGGCAAGUCUCUUCUCCUCAUGCAGCGUAAUGAUGUUUUGACUGGCCUGUCAAUCAGGCUCGGCCCCGCCCUCAAGAUCUAUGAGCGUCAUGUAAAGGUUCUGCAGAAAACACACUUUGAGGAUGACGACUGCUAACAACACACAAAGACACACAGAGACUGCUAUGUUUGUACGUACAUGUAACUCAAAGUAAUCAUAUAAAAAUGCAUGCAUGAUAUACAGGACACUUUACUUUUCAUCUCAUGUAAAACAACACACACACACACACACACACACACACACACUCUCUCUCUCACACACACACACACACACACACCUGUGUUUCUCUCCCUCCUAGCCCUCUACAACUGCUCUGGUCCAUAAAUGACACACAGAAACAACGGAUUUCCUGGACUCCAAGGAUUUUCUGCCAAACAGAGCACAAAUGUUGGAGGGAGAAAGCAGACUUAAAAUUUUAAGAUGCAGAGCUUGCAAUGCAAUUUCUCUUUUUUUAUUUACAAUGAUCGAGCACUUUGCAAUUUCUUCAUUAAACUGUGCAAGAUGUCUUUAAACUGUUAUUUCAUGCUGACCUUUCAUGCUGCACAUUUUGAAAUUGGUCGUGGUUAUUUUGU